CGUCUUGAACGUGGAGAAAAUAUGGAGGAUGAAGAUUCUUUUGGUCAGGGCACCGGAGAGGCUAGGGAUAGUUUAUCGACCCUUCCGAGGAAAAUCGCUAUUCAGUUCUUCGUAGAAUUUAAAACUGCAGAUUAUACUACAGCUGUGAUAGGGAUAUUUAAGCAUGUAGAUGUAGCGGACCUGGCAAGGUGUGCUUGCGUAUGUCGGUCAUGGAAAGUUAUCACUCAAGCUAACACUCUGUGGAAUAGGUUGGAUUUUUACCAAGUUAGGAAUAGGUUGCUGCAAGUGAGCAGGAAAAGGAGAUGUAGUAUUGAUGAGAAUAUGCUAAGGGUAACAGAUAAAGUUGUGACAAAACUACUGUACAAAUGCCGGCCAUAUUUGAUUCACUUGAACAUGCGAAGUUGCCAGUUUGUGUCGGAACCGUCGUUCACAAGUAUUAGUGAAUGCAGUAAUCUUCAGGAUCUUAACUUUUCCGAAUGUCUCGGACUUAAUGAUGAGGUGAUGAAAUUGGUUGCUAAGGGAUGUAAGAUCUUGCUGUAUCUGAAUUUAUCACAUACCAAAAUAACAGACGCCUCUCUUAGAACUAUUGCCAAAUACUGCAGUAAUCUACAGUACCUAUCUCUAGCCCACUGUAAGAAGUUUACGGAUCGUGGAUUGCUGUAUCUGUCGUCUGGAAAGAACAGCAAGAAGCUUGAUUAUCUAGAUGUCUCCGGAUGCUUGCAGAUAACACCAGACGGGUUCAAGAAUUUGUCACAAGGAUGUACAAAUCUCCAGACUUUGCUGCUGAAUGAUUUUCCAACCCUCAGUGAUGACUGCCUCACCCCUGUUGCCAACAAACUAACCAAACUUAACACAAUGUCAUUCCUCGGUUCCCCUCUCCUCUCAGAUGAAACUUUUAAAAGGAUAGCCGGGAACAAGAAUCUUAAAAAAAUCAAAAUUGAAGGGAACCACAGAAUAUCUGAUGUGAGCUUGCGUGUGAUAGGUAUGCAUUGCUCAAACCUGGAACAUAUCUACAUUGCUGACUGCCAAAGAUUGACCGAUCUAGCAUUGAAAUCAUUGGCAUCAUGUAAAUUUUUGACUGUGGCUAAUUUUGCAGACUGUGUCAGAAUAACUGAUAAAGGUGUGAGACAGCUUGUUGAUGGACCAUGCGGCCCCAAGUUACGAGAACUCAAUCUUACAAAUUGUAUACGCGUGGGAGAUAUGGCCAUGGUGAAUAUUCAUAAACGUUGCCACAAUUUGACGUACUUGAGUGUGUGUUUCUGUGAGCACAUCAGCGAAGCAGGUAUCGAACUUCUUGGUCAGACCCAUAGUAUAACGUCGAUAGAUAUCUCUGGUUGCAACUGCGGGGACGGUGGUCUCUCAUCACUUGGCAACAACAGUCGUUUGCGGGACGUCACUUUGUCAGAAUGUGCCAACAUUACAGAUCUUGGUCUGCAGAAGUUUGCUCAGCAGUGUAAAAAUAUUGAGAGGCUUGAUUUAUCUCACUGCAUGCAAAUCACAGAUGGUGCAAUAAAGAACCUGGCAUUUUGCUGCAGAAUGUUGAAUGUACUUAACCUAGCUGGCUGUAAACUGGUGACAGAUUUAAGUAUACAGUACUUGUCGGGAGUGUGCCACUACUUAUUCCAGUUAGAUGUUAGCGGAUGUUUACUUAUUACUGAUAAGGCUUUGAAGUAUCUACGUAAAGGGUGUAAGAAGUUAAAGAUGUUGACAUUGCUGUACUGUAAAGGUGUAUCAAAGAAUUCCGCUCAGAAGAUGAUGCGGCAUGUAGAAAAUGUACAGUACAGUAGUGACGAGGUGCCGUCCUACUUUGGCUACUGAACGGAAACUGACAUAAUUAUAAGCAACAUAUCAAAUCUAAAACUUUCAUGAACAGAUUCUCCCUAUGUUUCAUGACUUCAAAGACUUAAAAUAUUUUAGAUAAUGUUAAACUGUUUUAUGUAUGCCUUUCCCCACUAAAUUUAUGCAAUGGAUUUGCCCUGUUUUACAUUUGGAGCAGUUAAUUAUUAGUU
Molecule: messenger RNA, 2009 nt
Organism: Ruditapes philippinarum (Manila clam)
Lineage: Eukaryota; Metazoa; Mollusca; Bivalvia; Venerida; Veneridae
Product: F-box and leucine-rich repeat protein 13-like
Biological process (GO): SCF-dependent proteasomal ubiquitin-dependent protein catabolic process
Cellular component (GO): SCF ubiquitin ligase complex
Molecular function (GO): protein binding
Source: RefSeq, a predicted model, not a curated record